AUGUGGAGGUUACUUGGCUUAGUUGCUCUGGUUUCUGCGCAAACUGGUGGUGGUUCUGAAAGUCCUCUCCUAGACAAGGUCACCAAUAAUAGGCAGAAGAAAUUGUUAUUUUUCGACGAACAAGGAAAUUUAGUGAAGACUUAUGCAAACCGAUACCUCUAUGACUUCGGAAACUCAAUUGAGGAAAGACAUCCCUUACUUUUUAAUUAUUUGAAUCCGUUCUACAGUGUGUUGCGGCCAAACAUAUUUGGAUCAACAAUUAUAUACACUAUACCGGUAUCCAAUGCUGUUCUAACACAACUCUACAAAGACCCAUCCUAUCAUAACCAAUUGAUCGUGGUACCGACUCAAAAGCCUGACGUCGAACGAAGCCCACUUUGCGCGAAUAGAAGAACACAGAUUCCGUCCCCCAAAACGUGUAGCAACUUCCUAAAUUGCUGGGACGGCUGGGCGUGGGAACAGGAGUGUCCUGCGGGUCUUCUAUUCUCCAAUAAUGGGUACUGCGAUUAUCCUUAUAACGUGGAUUGUAACAACAGAUAUAUCAAAGAAGAAACAAAAUCCCCGUGCAACAAGGACUUCGAAGCGUUCAAAAAUAACGAUAACUGUCAAGAAUUUUUUGUGUGCGUACACAGACUGCCUGUAAAGUUUCAGUGUCCAACUGAACUUGCUUAUAACGAGGAAUUAGGCAUAUGCGACUACCCCGAGAAGGUACACUGCAAUACCACACAUGAGCUUGAAGCUACAACGCCCCAGCCGGUAGAAGUCACAACUUCUAAUGAACCCUCAACAAAUGGACCGACUACACCCUCAGACAAGAAGGUCAUAAUCAACAAGACGGAGUAUAACAGCCAGAGUUGGAAAUCACUGCAAAUAGCAAUCUCUAGACAGGACGCGAUCAGGCAGCUACAACUAGAUCAACUGGCACAUAUUCAUACUAGUUACUAA
Messenger RNA from Leptosia nina, 945 nucleotides. The record is from the annotation of a GenBank genome assembly. Lineage: Eukaryota; Metazoa; Arthropoda; Insecta; Lepidoptera; Pieridae.